CCUGUAAACCUAAGAAGAAGAAGAAGAAGCAGGCAAAACAGCUGGGUUGUUUGCGGCAUUUAAUCGUCGACUUUCUGUGUCUGUUUUCGUGGAAAACGAAGUCAGCGGCGGGCCCACGGUCCACGAGUUGUUUUAUUGUCUGGAGCUGCGUGGAUCACCUGAGAGCGUGCAUUGGUGAUUUCAGGAAACGCCCAGAGCGUUUCUCCACAGCUCGCCAUCAUGUCUCAGAAUUACCCGUACAGAAAGCCGCCGUCUGACACCGACCUCAGAACUGAUCCCGGGCCUUACAGAUCUGUGGACUACCGCCACUCCUCAGCGGACCGUGACUUUUACAGGCAGCCACAAGACUCCUUCUCUGUCUCCUCCUCCUGCCCUUCCUCGUCCUCGUCCAGGGGCUCUGGAGUGCUGCAGUCAUCGCAGGACAAUGUUCUGAGCAUCCUGAGCAGCUGCGGUCUGGAGCCCAGUGAUCUGGCGCUGCUAGCCGAGCUGCCCGAAGACGUCCUCACUAUUGAGUCUCUGCCACACAUCCUCAGACAGAUCAAAUGCAAGAAAGGGACCGUCAAACCUUUCCCUCCCCGGGCUCCGUCUCCUCCUUCCUCUUCCUCCUACCCUCCCAGCUCCACCCAUCAAUCCGCCAUGAGCAGCUCCUCCUCUUCCAGAGACUGGGACCAGCUCCAUCGCACGUCGGUCCAGUACCCGCUGGACCACCUGCCACCACCACCACCUCCUCCCUCGGAGAAGCUCAUGGAUCGCUGGAAUAAUCCGAUUACCGCGAGCUCUGGCCGAGCAGAGCUGCCACCAUCGUCAUCCUUAUCAUCGCCGUUGGGGUACACGGUGGACUUCCACCGCAGGCAGGGCCCCUCUGAUUAUGGUAAGACUGGUCCAGUUCCUUCUUACAGCCCAGCGAGGCGAGGAGAUAGAGCGCCGUCAUCUCAAUUCUCCGAGGCUGGACCAGCAGAUUACAGGUCAUCGGCGCUGGUGACGGCUUCUCCUCUUCCUAGCAAGUACCAGUCCAAACCUCAGGCGAGCCGCCGUGACACGUCCUCCACGAGGAGCAGCCAGUCCUCGCCCUCGAUGCCUACACGGAAAGAAGCUCUGGAUUUCCACGGGAAGGUCCCGCCGACGUUCCCGUAUUCGUGUUCUCUGUGUGAUAUCACUGUGCUGUCACAGAAGGUUUGGGUUCAGCACGUGACCGGCAGGCACCAUGCAGAUGGACAGCUCAGCCUCCUGCAGCAGUUUCCUAACUGGGACUGCCGCAUGCAGACGGUCCGAAGGGACGAUAAAUCAGAGAAGAAGAAAGAUGGAGGAAAAGGGGCUCCGGCAGCUAGUCAAACAGCAUCGCAGUCGAAUAGCAAGUCGAAGCAGAAGAAGGUAAAGAAGACUUUGGAGAAAGGGAAGGUGGUGUGCAUCAAGUUUCCGUCUCAGUCUGUCGAUGAGACGUACCUCAGGAAGCUCGCAGAACCGUUCGGGAAGAUCAUCAAGGUCAUCAUGUUUCCGUCUCUGGGCUUCGUGGAGAUGGGCUCCGUCGAUCAGGCCAAAGACUUGGUGAAGUUUCACAGCAAUUAUCCUCCAACUGUGAACGGAGAGCAGAUCGAGUUCAGCAUCUCCAACGCCUUCAACUUUCUCCAGAGCUCCAGGGUGGUGAGUUUCACGCCCGCUCCAUCAGGAGAAGACGGAAAAUCCGACCUGAUCACUAUCAUCAAACGCUUCGGCCCGCCACUCUACACCCUGUUCCUGCCGUCAAUGGCGUUCGUUGAGAUGAAGAACGCCCCUGAUGCUCAGAAGCUGGUGGAUUAUUAUCUGACCAACACUCUGAGGAUCAACAGUGACUUGAUCUGUGUCUCCUUCUCUGGAGAAUACAAGACUCUCAUGCGGGUUUCAAAAGCCAAGAGGUACGAAGAAGAGAACGAAAGUACAAAGAAGAGUACCACCAAGAGGACAAGGAGCUCGAGCCGAGACAGAACGACAGAAAAUAAAAAAAGAAGGUCCCGAUCCAGAGACAAGUCCAGCAAAGAGGAACGGACCAGAACAAGGUCCAGGUCCAGGGAUAAAUCUAAAGAAAAAUCCAGCAGAGAUGCCAAAACUAGAUCUAGGUCCCAAGACAAGUUGGAUAGAAAAAGGAAGAGCAGAACCCGGUCCAGGUCCAGAGAUAAGUCCACUAGUGAGAAGCGGACCAGGUCUAAGUCAGGGUCCAGAGAAAAAACAAAAUCCAACAAGGAAAGCAAGAAAGGGUCCCAAGAGAAGAACCAUAGAAGCAGAUCCAGGUCCAGAGACAAAUCGAAAGAAAAAUCCAACAGAGACCAGAAGAAGAGGUCCAUAUCCAGAGACAAGUCCAGUAGAGAGACAAAAACCAAGUCUACAACCCAAGAAAAGUCAAGCAAAGAAAGAAAAAGCAGAAGCAAAUCCAGAUCUGUGGAAAAAUCCAGCAGAGAUAAGAAAUCCAGGUCUAGAGAGAGAUCCAGCAACAACUCCUCCAGACAUGACGGAGAAAAGACGGCAGAACCAGAGAAACCAGAUGCAGCAUCAACAUCCAAAGAAGAACCUCUCGAAGACUCCAAACCUGAAGUUUCAAACACAGAAGAAUUGGAGGGGGAGGCAGCGUUGCCUGGAGAGGAGAGCGACAUCGAGGGGAUGGAGGUGAUUGCUGAGGAUGGAGAGAAUCUGGCCGAUGACGAUGAGGAGGCUCUGCAAGAGGAAGAGAAAAAAGAGAGUCCUGAAGAGAGAGCACCUGAAAAAGAUGAAGUAAAGGAGGUGAUGGGUGGAGAGCCUGGCAAUGAGGAGAAACCUGCAUCGGAGAAGGAGAUAAAGAAGGAAGAGAAGGAGGAAGUAGAGGAGUCGCAGGAAACGACAGAGACUCCUCUACAGGAGGAUUCGGAGGACUUCCCUAUAGACCUGGAAAACUGCAUCACUCUGGAUGAACUGGAAGAAGAUGACUCUGACGACCAAGGUGGAGAAUCAGCAGAUGAACCUAAGUCAACAUCGAAAUCCAGCAGGGUUUUUUACUUCGGCCACCUGCCACCUAAUUACGCCCUCUUUGACUUCUUCCAACUGCUGAGAAAUUUUGGGAAGGUGGUGCGCUAUUACCUGAUUGGCAAUCGACGAGAGGGUUUCAUUGAGAUGUCGAGUUCUUCAGCGGCCCUGAAAGCUGUUGAGGAGCUCGUCAGCAAAACAGCCAUCCACAACUGCCCCAAACUCAAAGCCCGCAUCUCAACCAAAUACUACAGACUUGACAACGGAUGGGUUGUUCACUCGGACGGCAGUGAUGACGAGGACAGUCGAAGCAGGAAGCGCGAAAAACGAAGCAAAUCCAAGACCUCAGACCGGGACGAGACCGACAGGAGGUCUAAAGGGAGGAAGGAGUCCCCGAAGAAGACAUCAGAGAAAUCAGGCAAAAAGACUCCAGAAAAAGAUUCUGGGUCGAAAAAGCCUCCAGAGAAAGACUCAGCAGGGAAAAAGACCCCCAAAAAAGAGUCCGCAUCCAAAAAGUCUCCAGAAAAGGACAUCAAAAACACCUUGGAAACGAAAUCCACUGGGAAAAAGACUCCAGAGAAAGAUUUGCCAUCUAAAAAAAGUUCAGAUAAGGAUUCUACAACAAAAAAGACUCCAGCGAAAAAGUCCACAUCCAGAACAACUCCGGAAAACAAGUCUGCAUCCAGAACGACUCCGGAAAACAAGUCUGCAUCCAAAACGACUCCGGAAAACAAGUCUGCAUCCAAAACGACUCCGGAAAACAAGUCUGCUUCCAGAACGACUCCGGAAAACAAGUCUGCUUCCAGAACAACUCCGGAAAACAAGUCUGCAUCCAAAACGACUCCGGAAAACAAGUCUGCUUCCAGAACGACUCCGGAAAACAAGUCUGCUUCCAGAACGACUCCGGAAAACAAGUCUGCUUCCAGAACGACUCCGGAAAACAAGUCUGCUUCCAGAGAAACUUCAGAAGAAGAGUUUGAGUACAAAAAGUCUCCAAAGAGGGAAUCGUUGGACAAAGAGACUCCAGAAAAGGACCUUAAAAACGGCCUGGAGAAGGAAUCCGCAGGCAGAAAGGCUCUUCAGAAAGGGUCAUCGUGUGCAGAGGUUCCAGACAGCGAGACGUCGGAACCAAAAGGAGCUCCUGACAAUAAUUCAGUGCCUCAGACAACUCUGAAGACAGAACUAAAGGAAGAAAAUACUCAACAAAAUGAGGAACCAGCAGCUUAUAACGCACCACCUGAAAAAGAUUAUAUCAAAAAGGAAACACCACAGACAUUCAAGCAGGAGGAGCAGGAAACACAAAUAGACGUUUGUAUGGAAGCAGGACCAAAUGGACCCGCAAAACCACCGCCUGAACAGGAGGCGAAGCCCCAGUGUGGACCUGCAGAGGGCGCUGCUGAACCUCAGAAACCCACCAAACCUGUUGGGACUGAGUUCGUGCGACCGGUCGUUGGUUAUUUCUGUAACCUGUGUCAGCUGAUCUUCGCUGAAGAGGAUGAAGCCAAACAGCAGCACUGCAGCAGCCUGUCGCAUUACAGCAAAUACCAGGAGAAGACUGGGAAGGAUCCAUGGACGAGCUGAACAUCUGCAGAAAAAUCUGUUACCUUCAGAUUUUAUUAAUUGACUUUAAUUGAGCUGAAACGGGACUGAGAUCCCAACAUGAUUUGAUUUCUGUCUGUACUUCACUGGACUUUGAGUUUUUGUACAAAGAUUUUAAAAAAAAGCUUCUGUUGAAAAAAUCAGAAAAUUUGUAAAUAUUUAAGUUUUAUGUCGUGCAGAAGGGAAACUGUAUGUUUGAGUAAGAGUGAGAUGUGACUGUAAAAACACAGUUUCUUAGAUUUCUGUUGUUAAAGCUCCAGGAAACUGGACUUUUUUUCCCUCCUACUCACGUACUCUGGUCCUAAAAGGUGUUGAUCGGUCAACCCAGAAGAUUUAGAAACACACACCAGGUUCAGGUGCUGUCAGAUUAAGAAAAAGGUCUUAAAGAGGCUGUAAUGUCAGAAUAUUAACAGCUCCCUGGGCUCUAAUCUGUUUUUGUCCAAUUGUACUCAUGCCGCACCUUCACAGAAACUAUGUAAUUUAAGAAAAUCUGUGGUGCUGUCAAAUAAACAAUCUAACAUGAA
This is a messenger RNA of Oreochromis aureus, 5093 nucleotides long. RefSeq names its product matrin 3-like 1.1 (gene matr3l1.1). Gene Ontology annotation, molecular function: zinc ion binding; RNA binding. The coding region runs from base 220 to 4551 and encodes 1443 amino acids. NCBI's taxonomy places the organism in Eukaryota, Metazoa, Chordata, Actinopteri, Cichliformes, Cichlidae. The transcript has 22 exons. The record is from RefSeq and is a predicted model, not a curated record. Gene Ontology annotation, biological process: mRNA 5'-splice site recognition.